Somion occarium is the source of this 1954-nucleotide messenger RNA. NCBI's taxonomy places the organism in Eukaryota, Fungi, Basidiomycota, Agaricomycetes, Polyporales, Cerrenaceae. The record is from the annotation of a GenBank genome assembly.
CCCCUCCCUUCUCUCCCUCCUCCCAACGCGUUCACUCCUGCUGGGUAUACGGGAUCCACAAUGUCUUUUCACGAACAACCUCCCGCGCAACCUCCGCAGUAUGACGAGAAGACAGAUGGCAGUUCUCUGGAGAAGGGCGGUGUGAACGAUUAUGUCGUUCACCACCAAGACAGCAAUCGUCCCCAACAGUAUCAAUGGGAUACUGCUGAUUUGGAUCGUGUGCAACGUCGUCUCAAACAGCGUCAUGUUCAGAUGAUCGCUAUCGCUGGAACUAUUGGAACAGGUCUUUUCUUGGGUUCCGGUCAUGCAUUGUCAGGCGCUGGCCCACUUGGUGCUCUCAUCGCCUACAUGCUAGUCGGCACUGUCGCAUAUGCUUCGCUAUGUUCUCUGGGUGAAAUGACAUCUCAUGCGCCCAUAUCUGGUACCUUCCCCCAUUUCGGUGCCCGAUGGGUGGAUCCAGCCUUUGGUUUUGCGCUUGGUUGGAAUUACUUCUAUACCAACGCUAUUUCGGUUCCCGUCGAAAUCACCGCUGCCACUAUUCUUAUCAGUUUUUGGGAUGAUAAUCUCAACCAUCAAGCUGGUUACACAGCACUCAUUUGCGUGCUAGUUUGUGUGAUCAAUAUCUUUGGUGUACGAUACUUUGGAGAGUCCGAGUUCAUUUUCUCCAUUAUCAAACUUUGCAUGAUCACCGGUCUAAUUAUCGCUGGUCUUGUUAUUGAUCUUGGUGGAGGACCUGACCACGAUCGUCGCGGUUUCCGAUACUGGAGAAACCCCGGCGCAGUCGCCCCAGCCGGCCUCGAACCCAAUCACCCGAGUCUUGACAAGUUCCUCGCAAUCCUCACUCAGAUCGUCCAAGCCGCUUUCUCUUUUCAGGGUAUGGAGCUUGUCGCUGUUGCCGCUUCCGAGACUGAAAGCCCUCGUCGUAACAUUGCCAUGGCGGUGCGCAGGGUGUUCUACCGUAUUCUAGUCUUCUACAUUUUGGGUAUCCUAAUCACCGGCAUGCUCGUCCCCUACAACGACGACCGACUCCUCCAAAGCACAGGUACCGCCGCUCAAUCGCCCUACGUCAUCGUCAUGACCAGUGCCGGUAUCAAAGUACUCCCUCACAUUAUUAACGCCGGUAUCUUCACUUCGGCAUUCAGCGCAGGCAAUUCGUUCUUGUUCGCGUCUUCUCGUGUGCUUUAUGGUUUGGCCUUGAGAGGACAGGCACCGAGGUUUUUGGCGUAUUGCACGAAGAGUGGGUUGCCGAUCGUUGCCGUUAUCACGACGAGUUUGUUUGGGUUGUUGGCGUUUAUGAAUGUGAGCAGUGGUGCUGCGACUGUGUUCAACUGGUUCGUCAACCUUUCGGCGGUCGGCGGUUUCUUCAGUUGGUUGGGCAUGUGCAUCACCUACGUUUUCUUCUACCGUGGAUUCAAAGCACAACAUCUCAACCGCAAAGAACUAGUCUAUUACAGCUCCCUCCAACCAUGGUUAUCAUAUUGGGGUAUCUUCUGGUCCACCAUCUUCAUCCUCAUCAAUGGACUGGCCGUAUUCUGGGACUUCAACGCCUCAGGGUUCCUCACUGCAUACAUCAAUAUCCCAUUCUUUAUUGCACUCUAUUUCGGAUGGAAACUAUUGAAACGGACGAGGAUCUGGAAACCUCAGGAGAUGGACUUCGUCACUGGUAUCCCUUCAUUAGAAGAGACCGAACUCCCAAUACAACCACCGAAAAACAUUUGGGAGAAGAUUGCGCGCGUUCUUUUCUAGACGGACCGCUUCCAUUGCAUUUCCCGCAUAUUGUGUGCAUCACCCGUGUAUUUUGUUGGACUUAUGGAUAUAGCAUGCUGUCUGUGUUGGUUUUCCACAGUGGUGCUGUCACGAUGACCAUGAUGACCCCCCUAGUGUACCUUUAGUAUGUUUUCGGACGUAUACCACCACCUCUGAAUAAAAACUGCCUUCCGUCUCGAAAUCAUGU